This is a messenger RNA of Paramecium pentaurelia, 742 nucleotides long. The record is from the annotation of a GenBank genome assembly. Lineage: Eukaryota; Ciliophora; Oligohymenophorea; Peniculida; Parameciidae.
UGAUGAUCAACGAUAAUAGAAACCCAGCAUUCUUUUAACAACCAAAUCAAAAUCAAUAUAAUAUCAUACUACCCAAUAGUAAUUAACCAGUUAUUGGUUAAAGAUAAGCAUAUCCUAUUUAACAAACAAACUAACCAAUUAUUUAACAGCCAUUACAAUUCUAACAAUAAUUUCCACUUCCACCUUAAGUUAAUUAUGUACCUUAAACUAUAUAAUCAAAACCUAAUGUUUUACCUACUGUCUAUUAAGAGAAACCAACACAAGUCAUAAAUAUGGAUGGUAACAAUCUAAAUUAUUUCCAAUAGAAAUUGAAGCACCAUGGAGAUUAAAGUGUGCUACUUUAGAAAGAUAAAUUUUAGAAUUGCAAAUUCAAUUGAGAAAAGGACCAGGACCUACUGAACCAGAUGCUAUUGAAGUUAUUGAUGAUACUAGAUUAAGAGAAUUAGAAUCAAAGAAGGCUUAAUUACAAUAGAUGAUAUAGGAUAGAGAUAGAGAGAUUUCUGAAUUGGAAAAUCAAAUUCAUUAAUAAUAAGAAUCAAUUGAAAUAUAAAUCUAAGAAAGAACAGUCCAUUACUCAAAUGAAAUUGAAACUUGGUAGAAGAGAUUCUAACAAUUAGAAAGAGAUUAUUAAUAAUCAUAAAGAUAAUUAUAAGAUUUAUAAGAAGAAUAAAAGAGAUUAGAGAAAUAAAAUUAAGAUGUUCAUACAUCUUAAUAAAGAGUAGGAUAAAGUAGAAAUUAUUGA